CACCUCUCUCUCUCUUUCUCCCUUCUUCCACGGCGCCCCACCGCCGCGGCGUUGCCACCUUCCUCCUCCUUCACUUUCGUGUAACUUAGAAAGCUAAGCCGCAGAUAUAUAUAUGUAUGCGUAUUGAAUAAGCUAGCUUAGCACUGUUUGUUAGUUACUGCUACAUAGUAGAAGCUAGCUAGGCGGCCAGGCGGUGAUGAUAAUGGCGGAUGAAUCGUGUGCGGUUCCACCGGGAUUUCGAUUCCAUCCGACGGAUGAGGAGCUUGUGGGGUACUAUCUCAGGAAGAAGAUUGCAUCUCAGAGAAUUGAUCUUGACGUUAUUAGAGAUAUUGAUCUCUACAGGAUUGAACCCUGGGAUCUUCAGUAUAAAUGUCGGAUUGGGUAUGAAGAGCAAAACGAGUGGUAUUUCUUUAGCCACAAGGAUAAGAAGUAUCCGACGGGGACGAGGACGAACAGGGCGACUAUGGCGGGAUUCUGGAAGGCGACAGGGAGAGACAAGGCUAUUUAUCAUAAAUCCAAGAUUAUUGGCAUGAGGAAAACCCUUGUCUUCUACAAAGGGAGGGCGCCAAAUGGCCGCAAAACUGACUGGAUCAUGCAUGAAUACCGCCUUGAAUCUCAAAAUAAUUCCCCACCACAGGAAGAAGGAUGGGUGGUGUGUCGUGCAUUCAAGAAAAGAAUGGCGGGUCAAGCAAGGAUCAAUGCUGAAACCUGGGAAUCAUCAAGAAAACCUAGCAAUGAAACCUCAGUGAUAAUGGAUCCUGCCGAUUAUUACAUCACCACCCGACAAACCACACCGACCACUUUCAUUUCCUCCCAUCAUCAUCACAGUUUCUUGCGCAGCAAGCAAGACCUCUCAUCAUCAUGCAAUAAUCUCACCGAUCAAUUUAUACACCUCCCGCAGCUACAGAGCCCCUCCCACCCUCCGCCGCUCCAAAACCCGGCCACCUCUCCGUCAGUGCCGCCGGAAAGUUAUAAUAAGUUCCAUGGAAGUAACAUAGAAGAAGAGGAUGAAAAUAAUAAUAGAGUGAGUGAUUGGAGGGCUCUUGAUAAGCUUGUUGCUUCCCAGUUGAACCACGACGAUAAUCCUGAUGAUGAUCAGAAGAGAUACAACGGCGGCGGAUUGAAAAAUCAGGACAAUUCCGAUGUGGGUUUGCUGCUAUUGCAGAGCGGUGGAAUCUGGGAAGAUGGGGAUGACGACAUUAAUAGGUUCUUCUCUUCAAACCCAGACUGUAAUAAUAUUGGUAUUUGCCUUUUUGAUAAAUGAGCUAGGCUAUGAACUAUAUAUGAUGUUGGUAUUAUAUUUUCGAUGUUUAUAAUGAAGCAGAUAUAUGUAAUGUAAAGAUUUUGAUCAUAAA
This is a messenger RNA of Ipomoea triloba (trilobed morning glory), 1355 nucleotides long. RefSeq names its product NAC domain-containing protein 105-like. NCBI's taxonomy places the organism in Eukaryota, Viridiplantae, Streptophyta, Magnoliopsida, Solanales, Convolvulaceae. Gene Ontology annotation, molecular function: DNA binding. Bases 197 to 1264 code for a protein of 355 amino acids. The transcript is spliced from 4 exons. The record is from RefSeq and is a predicted model, not a curated record. Gene Ontology annotation, biological process: regulation of DNA-templated transcription.